UACCUCUCUGAACCAGAUAAAAAUACAACAUGUGAUUCCUGUAACUCAUCCCUUAAAAUGUGAAACCAUUCCACUGUCUCUAAAGACAACUAUUGAAACUGUGGACCUGAAUGACAUGCAAGUUUAUGAUGAUUCAGUUAAACUUCUCACAGACGUAUCAGCAACAAUAGAUAAAAAUGCUAAUGAACUGUCAGAAGAUGGUGGAAGUCAGGAUCAGUCUUCAGGAGGAUCAAGUAGCUCAUCGAGUAACAGUGAAAAUCAGUUAGAAAAGCAGCAGAAAGUUCAAGAAGAUAUGGAAAUAAUGGCAGAUAUAGUGCGAAUGGUGAUGAAAAAAACAGCUGUUGAACCAGGAAUAAGCAAGAAUAUAAGUCAGAAUGACCUUGUUAAUACUUAUAAAUUCCAAGACAUCCUCAGCAAUUUAAUUGGAGCUUACGUAGAUAAAAGAGAAGCAGUUACAGAGGAGGAUAAACAAAACAUUCAAGCAUUAGUCGAAAUGUACAAUAAAUGGGCUUUAGACAAAAUUCGACAAACAACAUAUGAAAGAGAUGUUAUUGAUGUAAUAGCCACCUCUGAUAACUUGGUCACAGCAUCCAGAAAAUCCAAUUAUAAGCAACUAAUGCAGUUAGUGGAUGAAGCAGAGCAUUAUUUUCAAUUCCCAGAUUCUAGUGAUUCUUGGGAUAAAGUAAAAGAAAAUUGGGAUGACCAUGAAGAUUACUUGAGUGUUCCUGUUGAUGUAUGUGGUAAUUUAGACAUGGGAAAAGAAGUUCAUCUACUGUUUACACAACAUAAAAACUAUCAUAAAAUUGCUCCUCUCCCAAAUAAGAUAACGGGUGCUGAUCCAUCACUGGUUUUACUUGAUAGUCGAAUACUAUCCUUCAGUGUUGACCCACCACACAGUGAUACAGCUUUACAAAAAUCACCUCUUAAAUGCCACCUGGAACAUAACUAUAAGAGACGUAGUACUGGAAGAAAAUUGCUGGCUGAUACAUAUCUCAUGAAAAAUGGAGAGAUACAAAAAAGAUACUGUGUGAGAUGGGAUGAAUAUUUAGAGAUUCCAGGGCAGUCAAGCAAAGGAGGUUGGACCAAUGAAGGCUGUUUUACAGUCAACAGUACAGCUGAGGCCACUGAAUGCCAUUGUACUAGGCCGGGUCAGUUUGCUGUCAUGGCAAAACUCCAUAAACCAUUUUCAAUACCAGCUGAGUCAGACUGGGUUAAGUUUCUUAAAUGGGUGCUUUAUGGUAUCUCAGGAGUUCUUCUUGUUGUUUAUAUAUUCACCAUUCUAUCUCGAAGAGGUUUACAAGAACAAUUCCACUUGAUCAGGCUGAACACAGCUUUGAUGGCAAUCGGAGCUCUUGCAUCAUUCUUUGCUAGUGAUUGGAAGAGAGAUGAUGAGGAGGCAUGUCGUCUACUCUCUGGAUUUAUCCACUUCUUCUACAUUGCUGUUGCUUCUUGGUUUGCUGUUGAGGCUCAUGCCCUGUUCUCUGCUAUUAUUAAUGGUUCAGUUGGUGGAAAGCUAAAAUGUUAUAUACCCAUAGGUUAUGGAAUACCUGGCGUGAUCUUAGGAGUUUCUAUAGGGAUCUAUCCUGAUUAUGGCUAUGAUUAUAGAUGCAUGGUUGGUCCAACUUCUGAAAUGAAAUGGCUUUUGAUUGGCCCCAUUUUAGCCCUUGGAGGGAUCACACUCAUCUGGUCCUUAAUUACUGUGUGUAACCUAAGUACCCCAGCUAUUAAAAAACAUGUAGUCGUCUUAGUUCUCAGUGCUGGUACUCGGGCCCUUUGUGUUGUCUGUUUCUUAUUUGUAGUAACUUGGAUAUUUGGUAUGUUGUCAUUUAUUGAUUUGGGCCUUGACUAUGAAAAGACUCCAGAUUUCACUCCUAUUUUCCAAAUCAUGAAUUCAUUGCUUGGAGUUUUUAUUGUAGUGAUAAUGGGCUUUGGAUCACCCCAUUUCCGUAGUGCUCUUUGUAGCCGAGGAAGAUCUGGUGGGGUAGUAAAGAGAAACCAGGUAGAUCCAUUUGAUAUGCAUGAUAAAGCCGAGAUCCCCAAAACUAGGAAAACAUUUGCAGCAUGAUGAUUACCAAAUCUCUUCGAUAACAGAUGAAAAUGGACCGUCCUUGGACUUUCUAGUGCCUUUUGUCAGCAGUUAAAAUUUUCUGAUUAAUUUGUGUGCCUUUUUUGUAUUUCUUUGUAAAGAAUACCUUUCCUAACUACUACAAACAUUUUGUCUUUGUUUUAUCUUUUUAAAUUACUUUAAAGAGUUUGAUAAAUAUAGGAAAUCCUAAAUUCUAAUAUUUAUUUACAUAUUUAUAAAUUUGGUUUUUAGUUAUUCUUUGUUGUACAAUUAAAUUUGAAAUAUGAUUUUCUUUUAGUACUUUUGUACUUUUAGAUUCAUCAUUAUUCUCUAUUUAAAUGCAUGUUUAUUUUUGUUGUAUCCUUCUGUUUGUUUAACAUUAUUCCUUUUUAUUUAAUGUUUAUUACUGGAACAUUCCUGUGGUACUGGAAAGGUAUUCUCCUUUCAUAAUGUCAUUUUAAAGUUUUUCUUCUAUACCAAACCAAAUAUUUCUUAGAAUAAUGAUGAACAAAAAUAUUCAUAAAAUAGUAGUCCAUUACUUGAAAUACUUAGUAAAAUAACUUUUGGUAAUUUUCAAGCAAUCAUGCAAAUUCUAUUUGACUGGUAGUUGUGUAUGAUUACUGAAAUGUUGUAAAUUUUCUUUUUAUUUAAGUAUGAUACUUUUAAAUAUGACAUUAUAGGUAACACUAACCAUACAAUUUUAAAUUAUUUUCUGUGGUGAAAAUGAAUGCUUUAUUAGUUUUGGUAUAGAAGAACAGCUUUGAAUUUCAUAUUUCCUGAUUACUUUGGUUUGGAUUGUUUGGUUCAAUAAAUGUGUGUGAACAAGCAAUACAGUGACUUCUUGUAACUUUAUUAAUUUUCUUUAAAGAUUGUAUUGUUAAUUUUGAAUAAAAAGUUU
This is a messenger RNA of Limulus polyphemus (Atlantic horseshoe crab), 2963 nucleotides long. Its product is annotated as adhesion G-protein coupled receptor D1-like. Gene Ontology annotation, cellular component: membrane. Bases 116 to 2065 code for a protein of 649 amino acids. Gene Ontology annotation, biological process: cell surface receptor signaling pathway; adenylate cyclase-activating G protein-coupled receptor signaling pathway. Lineage: Eukaryota; Metazoa; Arthropoda; Merostomata; Xiphosura; Limulidae. The transcript is spliced from 22 exons. The record is from RefSeq and is a predicted model, not a curated record. Gene Ontology annotation, molecular function: G protein-coupled receptor activity.